Messenger RNA from Dendronephthya gigantea, 3776 nucleotides. RefSeq names its product heterogeneous nuclear ribonucleoprotein F-like. Gene Ontology annotation, biological process: regulation of RNA splicing. The record is from RefSeq and is a predicted model, not a curated record. Gene Ontology annotation, molecular function: RNA binding. The transcript has a single exon. Lineage: Eukaryota; Metazoa; Cnidaria; Anthozoa; Malacalcyonacea; Nephtheidae. Gene Ontology annotation, cellular component: nucleoplasm; ribonucleoprotein complex. The coding region runs from base 142 to 1584 and encodes 480 amino acids.
GCUACCGGAAAGCAAAUCAGGGGCACCUUCGCGUGAAACGUGUUUGUGCCUAUUUUGUGAUACAGUUUGUUGGACUUCAAAUAUUUGUAGUAUUUUACGCAUUUAAAACAAUAUAUUCGUCGAUUUUGGACUCUUCAAAGGAUGCCUGUCAUAAUAAAGCUCAAAGGAAUGCCAUGGCAGACCACGAGUCGCGAUAUUAAAUCGUUUUUUCGCGACUCCAAAAUAGCGGAACACGACAUACAUCUCGCGCCAAAUGAGGAUGGGAAAGCAUGUGGCGUUGGAUUUGCUUGCUUUUACGACGACGAGGAUGCACGAAGAGCUAUGCAAAGGAAUGGUGCUUACAUUGGAAAGCGGUAUGUGGAGUUGUUUUUGAGCAGUCAGACAGAAAUGGAGAAAGCUUUGCGAGAUGGGGUUGCAAUGAUACCGAAAUCUCCUGGUGGUCGUUUCAGUCGUGGGGGAGGGGUGGCAGACAAGAGCAGCAGCAGAUCUUCACGAGAGAGGAGCAGAAGCCCCCGGGAUCGGUCUGAUUCAAAGUAUGGCAAGGGAGUAGCACUCCAGGUCAUCUUUUCAGAGAGCCACAGUCCUGUUCGCAGCAGUCGUGGAAGUUCAUUCAGUACAUCAAGGACAAGUGCUAAUGGUCGAGAUUCAAAUGAUAGGGAGGGUGGUUUUAGGAGAGGUGGGGGACAAGGUCACACUGAUAGAGGCUCAAGGGGGUUCAGAGGUCGCGGAAGAGGAAGGGGGAGAGGUUCGUAUUCAUUCUCCACUACUCGAUCACAAGAUAAUUCCUCAAGGGAUAGUAAAAGUUUGAGAUCAAAGCAUGACUCGCCUAAUGACCGGGGAAGUUUUCGCACCAAUACUCGAGCAGAAAGUUCCACUGUUUCUAGUGGUGAAAAAGGGUUAUUUCUUAAGUUGACUGGAAUGCCAUACACUGCAAAGGAUGAAGAUAUCUUGCAGUUCUUGAAGGGUGUAAACGUUGCUGCUGUUUAUAUUAUACCCAAUAAGCAAGGAAAGCAUGUAGGAAAGUCCAGUGGCAGUGCGUUUGUUGAGUGUGCAACUCAAGACGAUUGUAUCAAAGCCCUCAAGAGACAUGGCCAGUUUUUGGGAAACCGUUAUAUCAAUGUCACCAGGUGCACCUUGGAGGAAAUUGUAUCUACUCUCAAUAUUGAUAUGAGUUUGCUUUCAAGUGCAUUUCCUGGGGAUACAAGUGCAAGAGAUAGGAGUGGACAGUCUACCUUCAACCCCAGUAGUUUCUCUUCCAACAUCUCCACCCGUGCUCCAGUCAGUGUUGAUAAUUCUGCAAGUAUGGUUGCAGCCAGUGCGAAUAUCAACUUAGCUGACAUCAAGGAUGGAUGUGUUGUUGGCAUUCGUAAUUUGCCUGUUUCUACAACAUCUGAUGAUAUUCUACGUUUGUUCAGAGGCUUCCCAGCAAUUCCAGAUUCUGUGCGAAUCCAUUACAUUGAUGCCAACAGGUGUUCUGGUGAUGCAAUGAUAACCUUGGUGAGCAAUGAGCGUGCAAAGAUUGCAAUUAGAGAGUUGAGCGGUAAGCAAAUGGGAGGCCGCAAAAUUGAAAUGUUUUUGUUAUGAAAACAUCGUGCAGUUGGGGACUAUUCAAAGUAACAUUUUCUUCCUUUACAGCAAGCCUUUGGUUGAGUUUAAUUUGCCAACCUUUUAAUGACACUAUUUCUACCUGUUUUGGAUAUGAAACUUACAGUUAUGCUAAGCCAAUUGUUUUGGACUAUACAAAGAAAUUCACAUAAAGAAAAUAGACUCAAGACAAUUCAGUGUUAAAUGUUUAGCUCUUCAUGAUAUUGUUUGCUAACCUGAAAAUGUAUUCAACGUAAGAAUAAAAAGUUUGUUCACUUCGUCCUGGCAUGCAGUGUUCUAUCAAUUUGGUGGAAAGGAAUCAUAAAAAGGUAAACAUUAUUUCUUGAAAAAGGGGUGUAUUGCUUCCAAGUAUAAUCCUAUUACAGGAUUUAAGGUCUAUGAAAGAUUGGCUUCAAGGGAAAAUUCUUGAAAUUUGUAUGGCUAGCAUUCCGUCAAGUUUUUUGUUAGUCAAAUUAACAUGGAAGUACAAAUAAUUUCAUGUCAUCUCAUGAUGAAGGGGGUUAAUGUUAGGGUUUAAGUUAUUCCUUUGCCAAGUAUAAUCCUUAUAAGUAUAUUCUUUUGCCAAAAGUAUUCAACAAAUGAGUUAUUUAAGCCAGGAAAACAUACUAAAUAGUGCAGUAUUCACAGAAAUGGUCAAGAAAAGCAUUGCAUUGAGAUUGACUUCAAAUUCAAAUCACUCUUUUUACAACCAGACUUGCAACCAUUUGUUAUAAAGCUGUUCAGCUUUGGUGAAAAUAAAGGUUUGGUUUAAGUUUAUGAAAUAGUUUAUACAUAACCAGUGGAAAGGGUUUGCUAUAAAUGCGUACAGCAUACUAUAAUAUGGCCAGUGUAAAAUCAGCCAAUUCAAGGGGUUAUUUGGAAUGAAAAAUAUGUCAAGUUAGGACAUGGUCAAACAAGUGGUUUAUAUAACCAAUGGCAAGGGGGUUAUUAGGCGCUUAAAAAGGGUUAACAUGUGCAGUGGAAAAUAGGUUGAUUUAAAAGGUUAUUCAGAAUGGAAAAAUUUGAAGUAAAGAAGUGGAAACACUGACAUAACCAAUGGAAUAGGGGUUGGUAUACUAUAAAUGCACAAUCAAGUGUAGCCAGCAAAAAGGAAGUGGUCACAAAGCCAGUAUUAAAAAUUAAUUAAAUGAAAGAUGUGAUAAAUUAAGAUGGGAGGUAAGUAUUAAUAGGAUGAAAUUUAAAUUUACUCAAAGGAAACGUCUUUGGGAAAAGUGGAUGAAGCAUCCGCGAAUUUCGAGAAAUGUUGAUUGAAACUGAAAGGAAAAAUAUGAGUGUCUGUAUUACUUAUGCCCUUCUUGUCACAUGAGUGGGUAUAAUCAACGAAGGAAAAUUUGUAUAGGAAUCCUUUAAAGAUCUAAUUGAAAUGUGAUUCUCAUUGAAAUGCAUAAAUUUAAACCCAUACUGUGAAUUGGUCACAGAAAUGGAAUGUCCAAAGCAAAAUUGCAGUCUAAUAGCUUAGACAACUAAUACCAUCAAUUAAUUAUUCAAAUUAGGCAAGCACGAAGAAUGAAAGAAUUGAUUUACUUGUUAACCAUCCAGGUGCUUGCUGUCAUAGAGCUGUGUUUAUCUUUGCCGAGCGAAUACAGUUGUGGAAGGCUUAUUCAGUAAUUGUCAUGUGAAAAUUACAUUGACAGUCAUCGCAUAUUUUGAAUUGCAUAGCUAUAUAGGCGACGUUUUAAACCGUCAUUCUACAGUUCUACAAUUUAACCGAUCAGCUGAAGGGGAAAGGGUCUUAAACCUACAAAAAGGUCGAUUUUUAACCGACAAUUGUUUUCCCUACAUUUUUGGAAUGGAAGAAUUGGGCUUUUGCCAUUAUGUCCAUGCUCUCUGUUGUUGGAAGAGACUGGCAAGCAAAUACUUAAAAUUGUUUAAUAUUUAUGUUUGUCAUAACCAGAAUGAGGAAAAAACGGUAAAGGAGUAGGAAAGUACGGUUAUCUUCCAAAGUUGUUUGAAGGUUAGGUUUUUAUCAAAGUGUAUCAUUUGUGAAUACCAUCCUAUGGUAAUCCAUACAGCCCACGACCAUGUGCAAUUAUGUCUGGUAUUAUACCAUCGCGUUGCUUUCGCAAAGUUGUUUUUCGCUUCGAUUCAUUUCAUUACGAUAUUGGAUGAUCUGGUACGUCACCCCGCAGUGCGCACAAAUGGUGUACAUGCAGUGUUAAAAAAAGUAUAUA